Messenger RNA from Solea senegalensis (Senegalese sole), 6558 nucleotides. RefSeq names its product nebulin-related anchoring protein. Bases 310 to 5847 code for a protein of 1845 amino acids. The transcript is spliced from 47 exons. Gene Ontology annotation, cellular component: Z disc. NCBI's taxonomy places the organism in Eukaryota, Metazoa, Chordata, Actinopteri, Pleuronectiformes, Soleidae. The record is from RefSeq and is a predicted model, not a curated record. Gene Ontology annotation, molecular function: actin filament binding. Gene Ontology annotation, biological process: cardiac muscle thin filament assembly.
GCGUUUUACGUCAUUACGUCAGAGGGAAGCAGCAGUGACAGGAGACAACCUGUUGGGACAGAGUUAACACCUGUCAGGAUGGUGAUGAAGAGGAGGAAGACAUGGCUGGAUAUAUUUGAACUAAUGCACUAUGUCGGGGGAGCUGCUGAGGAUGGCGAGGUGGCAGAGAUGCAGACUCCUUCCUGCGAUGGACAUGAUACAUCUGAAUGACAGACAGCUGCCUUCAACCAGUCUUUGAACGCGGGGCCUGGGAGGGGGUUGGUCCAUCAUGGGACCUGGUGUCAAGAAGGCAAAGGACGCACUCUCACCAUGCAGUCCUGUGCAAGGUGUGGUUUUGUGGUCUACCCAGCUGAGAAGAUCAACUGCAUUGACCAGAACUGGCACAAAGCAUGUUUUCACUGUGACGUCUGUAAGAUGGUUCUCACUGCCAAUAACUUUGUCAGCCACAAGAAGAGGCCGUAUUGCUCUGUACACAAUCCAAGGAACAACACAUUCACAAGUGUCUACGAGACGCCCAUCAACAUCAAUGCAAAGAAGCAAAGCAAGGCGAGCAGUGAGCUGAAGUAUCGUGAAGAUGGCGAGCGCUUUAUGUCCACCUUCCAUUAUGACAUGAGGUCCAUGGAGCUGCAGAAGGCUCUCCUAGCCAAACAGAUGGCCAGCCAGGCCUUUCACUCUCAGUCGGAGUUCUCACAGCAGCAGACGUGGUAUUCUGGCAUGGUGAGCAGUCAGGAGACUGUGAUGUCAUCUCAGGCACAGAAGGCCAUCAGUGAUGUGAAGUACACAGAGGAAUAUGAACAGUCAAAAGGAAAAGGCAGCUUCCCUGCCUUGAUCACUCCGGGUUACCAGGCUGCUAAGAAUGCCAAUACAUUGGCCAGCAGUCUUGAGUACAAAAAAGGACACGAGGAGAGAGUUUCAAAGUACACAGCAUUUGUUGACCCUCCAGAGGUGCUGCUCGCCAAGAAACAAGGGCAAAUAGUCAGCGAUUAUGCCUACACCGAAGAUUAUGAGCAGCAGAGAGGUAAAGGUAGUUUUCCUGCACAUCUCACACCUGGAUACAAGAUGUCAAAGAAGGCCACUGAGCAGGCCAGUGAUAUAAAGUAUCGUCAGAUGUACGAGCAGGAGAUGAAGGGCAAAGCCAGCACUGAUGCUGCUGUUUUGGAGACGCUUCACGCCAAAGAAAAUUCAGAAAACUUCAGCCAGAUCGCAUACACUGAAGACUAUGAGCAGCAACGAGGCAAAGGCAGUUUCCCCGCACAUCUCACACCUGGAUACAAGAUGUCAAAGAAGGCCACUGAGCAGGCCAGUGAUAUAAAGUAUCGUCAGAUGUACGAGCAGGAGAUGAAGGGCAAAGCCAGCACUGACGCUGCUGUUUUGGAGACGCUUCACGCCAAAGAAAAUUCAGAAAACUUCAGCCAGAUUGCGUACACUGAAGACUAUGAGCAGCAACGAGGCAAAGGGAGCUUCCCUGCAAUGAUCACUCCUGGUUAUUAUCAGGCAAAGAAGGCACAGGAGAAUGCAAGUAAUCUAAAAUACAGAAAGGACUUAAGCAAGAUGAAGGGCACCGCGCACUUCCAUAGUCUGACAUCUGAGGACAAUUUGACUCUUAUGAAUGCCCGGAAGAUCAACAAGCUUGUCAGUGAGGUGGAGUAUAAGAAAGACUUGGGGAACACCAAAGGCCACAGCAUCAACUUCUGUGAGACACCGCAGUUUCAUAAUGUUUCUAAAGUUGCCAAGUUCACCAGUGAUAACAAGUACAAAGAGAAGUACAUCAGCGACAUGAAGGGACACUAUGAAGACUCGGGAAUCGAUAAGAAGACCAUGCAUGCAAUAAAAGUCAGGAAGUUGGCGAGUGAUAUUUCAUACAAGCAAGGCUGUGAACAGGAGCAGGGUGAAUAUAACUACCCAGCCACCCUCACACCAGGUUACCAAAGCCAAAGGAAGCUUGACCCUCUAAAAGAUAGGAACUACAGGCAACACAUUGACCAGGUCAAGUACAAAAUGGUGACAGACACACCUGAGAUCAUUCUGGCAAAGAAAAAUGCCCAACUUGUCAGCAGCAAUAAAUAUAAAGAAGACUGGGAAAAGACCAAGUCUAAGGCCUGUGACAUUGGCAUGGACGACCUGAGUGUCAAAACAGCCAGAGCUUCCCGAGACCUCGCCAGUGAUAUUAAAUACAAAGAGAGCUACUUGAAGAACAAGGAAAAGGCAGUGGGGGUGAACGUGAGUGACUCCAAGACUCUGCACUCUCUUCAAGUGGCCAAGAUGAGCAGUGAUAUUGCGUACAAGAAGGGCUCCAAGGAGGGACAGGCUAACUUCACGCUUCCAUCAAACAUGAUCAACUUGAGCCACGCCAAGAAGGCCCAAGCCCUCGCUAGCGACCUGGAAUAUCGCACAAAGCUCCAUGACUACACUAUUGUGGCAGAUGACAUCAAGGUCCAGCAGGCCAAGAAGGCUUAUUCCCUGCAGAGCGAGAACCAGUAUCGUUCAGACCUGAACUGGAUGAAAGGAGUCGGCUGGGAGGCGGAAGGUUGUCUGAACAUAACACAGGCCAAGAAAGCCGGAGAGCUGCUCAGUGAUACUAAAUAUCGCCAAAAGGCAGACAGAAUCAAGUUCACCCAGGUGGCCGAUGAUCUCUCCAUCAAACACGCCAAAAAGAGCCAGGAGCUGCAGAGCGAUCUGGCGUACAAAGCAAGCACGGAUCAGAUGAUUCACCAGUAUACCAUGACAAAGGACGAACCUCUUUUCAGACAAGCAAAGGCCAAUGCUGAGCUUCUCAGUGCAAAAAUGUACAAAAGCAACUGGGAGAAGCAGAGAGAAAAGGGCUUUGACCUGCGUCUGGACUCUCUCUCUAUUCUCACUGCCAGAGCAAAGACGGACCUGGCCAGUGAUGUUAAAUAUAAGGAGCAAUAUGAGAAAAACAAAGGCAAGGUGAUUGGUAUUAAGUCAGUGAGUGAGGACUCUCAGAUGGCCCACUCUGCUCUGGCAACCAAACUACAGAGUGGCCGCCAUUACAAGAAGAACUACGAGGACACAAAGACUAAAUUCAGUGUUGCUUUGGAUAUGCUGAACAUCAGCCACGCUAAAAAGGCUCAAGACCUGGCAACCGAGACCAACUACAGGACUUUCCUCCAUGAGUACACUAUUCUGCCGACUGACAUGAACGUCGCCUGGGCUAAGAAGGCCUAUGGGCUGCACAGCGAUAAACAGUACAGGUCAGAUCUGAACUGGAUGAAGGGCGUCGGUUGGGAGGCCUCACAGUCUUUGGACGUCCAGCAGGCGAAGAAGGCCGGAGAACUCAUCAGUGAGAAAAAGUACCGCCAGGGUGCCAGUGCUCUGAGGUUCACCAGUGUUGAGAACACUCCGGAGAUGGUCCAAGCCAAAGUCAGCAACAAACUGGCCAUUGAUCGGUUGUACAGGGAGAAGGGCGAAAACCUGAAGCACAACUACACACUCACUGAAGAGCUACCUGAGAUGGUGCAGGCCAAGCUCAACGCCAUGAAUAUCAGUGAGAGCCAUUACAAGGAAUCUUGGACUAAGUUGCGUGAUGGUGGUUACAAGCUGCGUCUGGAUGCCAUUCCCUUCCAGUCUGCCAAAGCAUCUGCUGACAUCCUCAGUGAUCACAAGUACAAAGAGGAAUUUGAGAGGACGAAAGGGAAGAUGAUCGGGCUGAGGGGACUGCAGGAUGAUUUGAACAUGGCUCACUCUGUCCACGCCACCACACUACAGAGCGACAUUAAAUAUAAGAAGGACUCAGCGAAGCAGCUCUCCAAGUUCCAGCUGCCCAUGGACAUGAUAGAGGUGGCCCAUGCCAAAAAGGCCCAGUUGCUGGUCAGUGAUCAGGACUACAGACACAGCCUGCAUCAGUACACGUCACUGCCUGAUGACAUGAAGGUGCUGGCGGCCAAGAAGGCAUACGCACUGCAGAGCGAGAAAGUGUAUCGCUCUGACCUGAACUACCUGCGUGGUGCAGCCUGGAUCGCCACAGGGGCCCUGCAGAUCGAAGGCUCCAAGAGGGCCUCAGAUCUCAUCAGUGAUAAAAAGUAUCGUCAGCAGCCGUACAACUUCAAGCACACUUCUGUCAUUGACUCUCCUGAUAUUGUUCAUGCCAAACUCAGCGGACAGAUCACAAAUGAGCGAUUGUACAAAGAGAAAGGGGUGAAUGACCAACACAACUACACGAUAACAUCCGAGAGGCCUGAGAUUACACAAGCAAAGAUCAACGCAGCCAACUUCAGUGAGAUUAAAUACAAAGAGUCCUGGCACACGCUGAGGGCUCAGGGCUACAAACUCACCAUGCAGGACAUCCCAUUCCAGGCUGCCAAGAGCUCCACAGGCAUCGCCAGUGAUUACAAUUACAAACACAACCACCUGCUGGAAAAAGGAAAACACAUUGGCGUCAAAAGUGUCUUGGACGACCCGCGUCUCCUGCAGUGUCUGCAGGCGGGCCGGCUGGCCAGCGACCAGGAGUACCGCAGGGACGCCCUGACUGCCAGCGGUCAGUACCACCUCACUCCAGACAUGAUUAAUCUGGUGACGGCUAAGAAUGCCCAGGCUCUGGCCAGUGAUCAGGACUACAGGACCAGGCUGCAUGAGUACACGGUGCUCCCUGAUGACAUGAAGGUCAAAUGGGCCAAAAAGGCUUACGACCUGCAGAGUGAGAAACUCUACAAGUCAGACCUCAGUUUCAUGAAAGGAGUGGCCUGGGAUGGAGCGGGAGCUCCUCAGCUGGAGUCAGCCAAGAAAGCUGGAGAACUCAUCAGUGACAAAAAGUACCGCCAGCUGCCUGACCGUCUGAAGUUCACCUCAGUGACUGACUCUCCUGAUAUCAUCCAUGCCAAGACAAGCUAUCAACAUUGCAGUGAGAGGCUGUACAAAUCAGGGAAGGAUGACGACAUGCAUAAAUACACCUUACACCCAGAUGAUCCUGACUUUGUUAGAGCCAAGCUUAAUGCCCAGCAGAUUAGUGACAAAGUUUACAAGGCAUCUGGAGAGCAGGUGAAGACAUCAGGAUACGACCUGAGACUGGACGCUAUUCCGUUCCAAACUGCCAAAGCCUCCAGAGAAAUAGCCAGUGAUUUCCGUUACAAGGAGUCCCACCAGAAAGAGAAGGGCCAGCAGGUGGGGCUGCGCUGCGUGGAAGACGACCCCAAGAUGGUGCACUCCAUGGCGGCCAGCAAACUCCAGAGCAACCUGGAGUACAAGCGUCAGUCCAAGGAGGAGCGCUCCCACUACAAAAUCCACGCCGAUCAGCCCGAGUUUCUGCAGGCGAAAAAGAGCCAGGCACAGGCGAGCGACAUCACCUACCGCCACAAGCUCCACGACUACACCUGUGACCCCGAACAGCUCAAUGUCAAGCACGCCAAGCAGGCGUAUGGGCUGCAGAGUGAUGUGAAGUACAAAUCAGACCUGAACUGGAUCAGAGGAGUGGGCUGGACUCCUCCUGGAUCCCAUAAGGCCGAGCUUGCCCGUCGAGCUGCAGAGCUGGGACUGGCAGAGGGAGUUACCACUGACGAGGCUAUCGCUAAGUACCAGCAGAUGAUGAUGAUUCACCACCACCAGCAAAUGGAGCAGCAGCAACAGCAGCAGCAGCAGCAGCAGCAGACGUCCGAGCAGGUGGAAACGAGCGAGGAGAUUCAACAAGGCGUCAACAUGGACGCCACGGAGGUCCUUCAUGUCAAGAGGAAGAAGACCAUUCAGACCGUGCAGAAAAAGUCCUCCUCCACCAUCACCACCUCAUUCAGAUCCUUGAAGAAGUCCAGCAGCACCUCGUCUUCCUCAUCAGCUGCCCUCCAGAACACCGUCACCAUGUCAGGGUCUAGUAAAGCUGCUGCGAUAGAGGAGGCGUAAAUCACUCUAGUUUUUAUACAUGAUAGUGUUAGGAGAUUGUUAAAAGAUGGGCACUUUGAGAGGACGAGACAAGGAGGUGAACUUUUGUAAAGUGGUUCACUGUCUAGGUGACGCUUUAGUAUCUAUUUUGAUGAAAUGAUGGUUGUUAUUUGUUAUUUUAUGUCAAGUAAAGUAGAGUAUUAAAUGCUAGAGGUGGGCUGAGCAUGUUGAAUUGGGAAGGAUGUGGUGAAGUCAAAGGGUUUUAAAGCUUCAGGUCGGUUUUAUGGCCCAUGUGAUCAUGAAAGUGUCUGAAGAGGACGAUGUUAAGGACAGGAAAAAUUGUUUUAGGACAGAAGUGACACAGUAUGAAAUGGCUCGUGUACGUUGACUGAAUUCAAAUGAGAUUUCUAUAUGGCCAGCGCUUUAGGAGAUUUUGUUUUUAUCCAUUUUAUUUCCUUCAGCGAUGAAGAAACGCUGCACGUUCAAAUGGACAAAGCAAAAACGACACUGUUGCACCUCUGCAAUACAUGCAGUUUUAAUAUGAAGGCUGAUAAUCUGGUGUCCUUUGAGCUAGGCUCAGGUCGACUGAUACGAUGUGUGAUCUCCAUUUUGUCUGGCAGGUUCAGCUUUGUGAGUUUGUAAAAGUGCCUCUUUAACUCAAAGCUGGACUCGGAGUAAAUGCUUGGUUUUUGUUGCUGAAAGAAUAAAUAGUUUUUCUAUUUUCAAGGCAAA